Molecule: messenger RNA, 603 nt
Organism: Pseudovirgaria hyperparasitica
Lineage: Eukaryota; Fungi; Ascomycota; Dothideomycetes; Acrospermales; Acrospermaceae
Exons: 2
Coding region: 188-493 (101 amino acids)
Source: RefSeq, a predicted model, not a curated record
UCUUAUGAUCCACGAUACAUACUUGCACAAUAACACUACUACCUACCCUCCAAGCACUUCCAUAUCCCAACGUCAUACAUUGUGACGAGAAUCUAUGACGCACUAGUGACAACCACACCCAAACAUCACUGUUCUACACCUCUCCACAGCUCUGAACGGCCAUCCCCAGUAGACUCUUGCAUUCACAAUGGAACUUCUCCACAGUCUCGAGAACCGCUUCAGCAAGCCUGAACCCGCAGCAAUUCAAUCUCCGCAUACAAACACCAUGUCUGACAAAAUUACGGACGACACGGCCGCGCAAGGCAAGCCGCUGUUCAAUGCAGGUGGUGCCAUUGGAAAGCAGUUCGAGGCGGAUGGUGUGGUCGGACAGCUUGGUGAGGGAAUCGGGGGUCCGCUGUCAAGUAAAGGGGCGAUUGGGAAGAACUUUACCAAAGAAGGGGCUAUCGGAGGGAAUGUGAAUAAGACACUGGGAGAGGAGACCGAGAAGAAGUAGAGAAUGAAUUAUUGGUAUAUACAAUUCCUGAAUGUUACUUCGUAGUACGUAAUACUCAGUCUCGCAUCUCGAACACAAUAUAUGUACAUUUCAAAACCUGAAAAGAUUGA